This is a messenger RNA of Columba livia (rock pigeon), 4624 nucleotides long. RefSeq names its product Sad1 and UNC84 domain containing 1 (gene SUN1). Gene Ontology annotation, cellular component: nuclear envelope; meiotic nuclear membrane microtubule tethering complex. Lineage: Eukaryota; Metazoa; Chordata; Aves; Columbiformes; Columbidae. Gene Ontology annotation, molecular function: protein-membrane adaptor activity. The record is from RefSeq and is a predicted model, not a curated record. The transcript is spliced from 24 exons. The coding region runs from base 337 to 3060 and encodes 907 amino acids.
GGUUGUGCAGUGGUUUCCGUGCCCCGGUGCGCAGCGCGGGGACCCAAGCGCUUCAGUCCCACCGAGCCGGGUGCGCCGGGCAAGCGCCAGGAGCCUCGGAGCAGAAUGGCAAGUGAAAGAGAAUCCAGCGAGAACUGAGUGAGAAGGAAACAGCGCGGGGAGACACGGAGAUACUGGGAAAGUCAAGGAGGAUCCAAGAUACAGAGUGAAAAUUAGAGGGCCCGGAGUGACUUGGAUCGGCGCCGCUGGGGCUGGAAGGACAGAGGCGAAUCUCUGGUGCCUGCGCUCCCCGCACUUGCCGAGCUGUAGUGCAAAGUAUGAUUUGAAACAGUCAACAUGGACUUUUCACGUCUACACACGUACACUCCUCCCCAGUGUCUGCCAGAGAACACUGGCUAUACAUAUGCCCUCAGUUCAAGUUAUUCUUCAUCGGCUUUGGAUUUUGAGACUGAAAACAAAAUAGAUCCAGUAUUUGAUUCGCCAAGAAUGUCACGGCGUAGCUUACGGUUAGCUGCUCUAGCCCUGACUAGGGCAGAGGAUGCACAAGACGACAGCCUUCGCGACAGCUCUUACGCCAGAAGCACGUCCUUCAGCCAACAGUCCUCUAGGACUGUGAGGCAACGCAAAAGUACAAACAAACAAUCUGGCAGUACAAGGCACUCGCCAAGGAAGAAUCUAUCCAGCUCUGCCGUUCUUAACCAAAGCAGUUUCAAUAGCCAUGCCAGUGACACGUCAAUGGUGUCCACUGUGUUGGACGAGUCUUUGAUUCGAGAACGGACAGAAGUUGAUCAUUUCUGGGGUCUUGAUGAGGAAGGCGACCCUAAAGGUGGUGACGCUGCACUGAUACAGGGCAAUGGCAAUAUAGCCACAGCAGAAACACAGACCACGAUGAUCAACGGCUACCCCUACAGCGGCUGCGGCAUGCUGUCUGAGCGGAAGGAGGUUCUCACCGCGUACUCUGCUUCUCCUGGGCCGUCCUCCAGAAUUUACUCCAGGGACAGGAGCCAGAAGCAUGCAUCUAGAGGAACCUAUUUCUACAUGAGUAAGAUCCUGAGAGUGGUCAAACAUGCUGCAGCAUCUUUUGCAUCACUGUUAGUGCAACUAUUUCAAAUGGUUUUGCUGAAGCUGGGUUAUGAAUUUAAAGCUCACUCGGUCUACUAUGGAAGCACAAACGUAAGGGAGUUUCGCAAAACAGACAGCCGUCUUGGGGUAAUCGAGGAGACAAUAUGUGAUGACUGUAAGGGGAAGAAACAUCUUGAAAUGUACACCACAGAGCACACGCAAUCCUCAUGGGCUAAAAGGGUAGCAAGGACCGUUUGGCACACCUUUUCUUAUGCAGGUUACUUUAUGCUUCACGUGUUGAGAACGGUGGGAGAAACAGGAUGGCUUGUGUCCCAGAAGGUGUUGUCUCUACUUUGGCUGGCCGUUCUUGCUCCAGGGAGGGCAGCUUCUGGCAUGCUAAGGUUGCUUAGAGCUGGGUGGUAUCAACUUGUUACUCUGAUGUCUUUGCUCAAGGUGUUUCUUCUAAAAAGAUGCCUUCCAAAGUGCCACAAGCUGUUACUGUUUAUCCCACUCCUGCUUCUACUAGGUAUAUGGUUUUGGGGCUUUGAUGGCUUCAUUGCAUUAUUACCUUCAUUGAACUGGACCAGAAUGGAUGGAGUACAGAGAACAGAUGGCUUUGUUCGUAUUCCUGAACCACUGGCUGAUUCUUUUCACUCGGUGCAACCUCCUCAGGAUACCAUCAACAUCUUCGAUCCUGGUCGUAUAAGAGAACUGGAAAAGCAAAUGUCCUUUUUAUCUGACAAAUACCAUCUCCACGAUAAAGAAUAUACCAAAGUGAUGGUUCUGCUUCAAAAUCUUCAAGAUCAGGUUUCUCAGAUGAGUGAUAAAAGUGAAACCUUAGAGCUAAUAAAAAACGUGAUGGGACAACAUCUUCAAGAUAUGAAAUCAGAGGACAAGACUGACUUCCUGGCUUUACAUAAAGAACACGAGUUGCGCAUCCUGAUGCUGGAAGAUCUGCUUGGAAAACUCUCUACUGAAUCCAAGGACAUCCAGAAGGAGCUCGGCAUAGCCAAAGCAAAAACAAUGAGAGAUUACGAUGAACAUAGUCAACUUCUGUCCAGAGUUCAAAAGCUGGAACUGGAGUUUUCUCAGAUGAGAUCGGAGCUUUUAACUGGCGAAAGUGUGAGGACUAGUUGCGAGAAGAAAAUAGACGUCAUUCACCAGAAAGUGGAUGCCCAGGUCAAAGAAUCUGUCAGGCUAAUGCUUUUUGGUGAUCAACACCAAGACUUUCCUGAAUCACUUGUGCAAUGGCUUACGUCCAAUUUUGUGAGCAAGACUGAUCUGCAGGCUUCGCUGCGAGAUCUAGAGUUGCGGAUCCUCAAGGAUAUUACUCUCCGUGUGUCUGUUACAAACCAAAAACCGACAUCUGAAAUAGUAACAACUGCUAUGACUAACGCAGGGAUUUCUGGAGUCACAGAAGAGCAAGUGCACGUCAUUGUAAACAAUGCACUGAAACUCUACUCUCAAGACAAGACUGGUAUGGUGGAUUAUGCCUUGGAGUCUGCAGGUGGCAGCAUCGUGAGCACUCGCUGUUCUGAAACCUUCGAGACCCAAACGGCAUUAAUGAGCCUCUUUGGAAUUCCUUUGUGGUACUUCUCUCAGUCGCCCAGAGUAGUGAUUCAGCCGGACAUGUAUCCGGGAAACUGCUGGGCUUUCAAAGGAUCCCAGGGCUAUCUUGUAGUUAGACUUGCAAUCAAAAUCUACCCGACUGCCUUUACACUGGAACACAUACCGAAAGCAGUUGCACUGACAGGAAAUAUCACCAGUGCUCUUAAGGAUUUUGCAGUAUAUGGCCUAGAUGACGAAUAUCAAGAAGAAGGAAAACUUCUGGGACGGUAUGUCUAUGAGGAGGCUGGAGAACCGCUGCAGACGUUUCCAGUGAUGGAGAACACUGGAAACGCAUUCCAGGUGGUGGAACUGAGGAUUUUCUCCAACUGGGGACAUGUAGAAUAUACAUGCCUUUAUCGGUUCAGAGUGCACGGGAAACCUGCCGAAUAAUCUCCUACACUACAGCUGGGCUUGUUUUUGUUGUUGUACAUUUUGUUAUCAGUUUGUAUAUACCGGAAAGCCUACAACACUGGAAUCUUCAAAGGACAAGGAUACAAGAUACUUACUACAAGACUAUUCAUCCUCUGAUACAGGCACAAGACUGUCAGCAGAACUGUUUAAAAACUUAUUUGCUGUAAUGCUCAGCUUGUAAUUGCCAUUAGCUUUACAUUUUUGUGUCCAUGCUGAAAUACUGCAUGCAAACUACUCUGGUUCAUAAAGCCCGGUUGGCAAACAGGUGACACAUACUUUAUUACAAAUGAAUGUAUAAGGGGUUUUUUAAAUGAAUAAACCACACUUUCUGCGUCUAGGAAUCUGUUUUUCUUAAAAUCCAGGACUUGACUGCUUAUUUCUGUUAGCUUGGCACCAUAGGCCAAAGCCUAAAUAGGGACUGUGGCUAAAGGCGUCCUUCACUCGCCCCUUGGUUUUGACCUUUUUGGUGGAUCCAAAAGGGCUUUGAUACAUGUUGAACAUGAUCAAUAUUACCACAUGAUCAAUAUUACCGUCAGGGAAUGGACACAACCAGAACUAGUUUAAACACCAGCGACUCAGAAUGCUUUACUGUAACUUGUGGCUGUGAAUUGCUCUAAAAGUCAGGGAUAACUUUAAAUAACUGAAGUUAUUUUAAGGGUUUUUACCAUAGCAACGCGGCCACUUUGUUCCUUAGUGUUAAUUCCAAAUCAGCCUUGAUGUGCUGACUUGACUGGAUCGGAGCUGAUAAGCCUGCUAAAUGGCUUAGUAAACAUUAGCAUACAGCAAUUAAUCUUAAUUUGUCAAAAAUCUGAGACGAGAAUUCCUUAGGCUGGGUCAUUGUUACACUCGGUAAAUGUUGUACUGAGAACACAGCGUGUGGGAAACAAACCUGAAGUAAAACCUCGCUACUCCACGUUUACACGAGGGAUUUGUGCACUGGAGUACUCAGGGUUCUUGAGAUCACCCCCAGGCACUGCAGUCGGGUGUGAGAUGAGCCACGUCUUGUUCUCAGAAGUGACGUUUCCAUGGAGAAUGAGAUGAGACACAAAACUACCUUUUCAGCAAUGAUUCCUGAAAUUGAUCUUGCUGUUAUCACGCAUUUUGUAGUAACCCAUGAACUGUGACCGCAUGGAACUGCUGACGGGUUUUCUGAAGAGAGUUACGUAUGUUGCACAACAGUCCUCGAGUGUUUAAAAUACAAGUCUCCACGUGAAAAACUAGAGACAGAACCUAUGGCCUACACAGAGGAGCCACAUUAUACGUGUACAGGUGUUUUCCUAUUUAAAACUAGAAUUAUCCUGUGUAAAUUGCAAUUAGGUAGGCAGGGUGGGAAUAUUUUGAAUAACACUAACUUAUUUUUUAAAAAAAAAAAAGCAAGAUAGGACUUUGUGCAAUGUAUUUUUGUAAAUGCUUUUCCAAAUGUCUCUUAUUCUUUGCUGCCUCCAAACUGACAAGAUGCUAUUGAGAUGUUUAAAUAAAAAGAGUUUUAAUUUUUGAAAGUGCAUGUAAUAUUUGAAAUGAGAAAUAAAGCUGCUUUUCUGUA